Molecule: messenger RNA, 1542 nt
Organism: Epithele typhae
Lineage: Eukaryota; Fungi; Basidiomycota; Agaricomycetes; Polyporales; Epitheliaceae
Product: esterase-like activity of phytase-domain-containing protein
Exons: 7
Coding region: 1-1542 (513 amino acids)
Source: RefSeq, a predicted model, not a curated record
AUGGCCCUCGCAUGGAUCGUCUCCGCACUCGCCCUCCACGCCGCGACAGCGCUCGCUCACCCACUCGCGCGCGCCGCGACGGAACCCGACCCGGACAACUUCGUGAACGUUUCGCUCGCUGGAAAGACGUACACGAACAAGGAAAGCUUAUCGCCAUCGGUGGUAUUCCCGACGCGGUCUGAUCUUCUCCCACCAACAGGGUCUAGUUGCGUUUGGCCUGAUCCCUCCAACUUUACCGAAUCCACCGGGGACACCCUUGGCGGCAUCGGGAGCGGCGUCGCGCUCAAGCGGGGUUCAUUCAUCCAGCAAUCAGAUGGCACAUUCACUGGCACCAUUGUCGUCCAGCCCGAUCGUGGCUUCAAUGUGGACGGCACGAUCGACUACCAGGCUCGCCACCACAACAUCGACUUCGUUCUUUCGCCAUACUAUGGCGACGACGACCUCGACUUUGAUGACGCUCUUGAGACGCUCCAGCUCACCUACCGCGACACGCUGCUCUACACGGAGCGCAACAACCAGAAGACCACUGGUCUCGAUGCGACUGGUGUCCGGCCGGCGGCCUUGGUCGGUCAGGUCAUGGACCCACCUUUGCCCAUCGCCCCUUCAAACAGUCAUCUUACCAUCGACGCUGAGGGCCUCGUCAUCAACUCGGAUGGCACGUUCUGGACGAGUGACGAGUAUGGUCCUUACAUUUACCUCAUGAGCGCCGAGGGUUCGCUUCUCAUGGCCAUUGAACCUCCUAAUGCUAUCCUGCCUAUGGUCAACGGCCAGAUCGAUUUUACGUCUGUCGAUGACCCUGACACUGGCCGUUCGGGCAACCAGGGUUUCGAGGGCCUCACUGCUGAUCCCACCGGCAACACUCUAUACGCCAUGCUCCAGUCCGCCACCAUGCAAGACGGCGGUGGCGAUAAGGACACUGAACGCUACACGCGCCUCCUCGCCUGGGACGUCUCCUCGCCUCUCUCUGGCCCGCCCCCACUCAUCGGCGAGUGGGUCGUCCCACUUCCGCUCAGCUCCAAGGGCAAGACCUUCCCGCAGAGCGAGAUCCACUUCGUCAGCGAGGACGUCUUUCUGGUACUCUCGCGCGACGGCGACGGCCAUGGGGGCGACGACAACAACUCGGCGUACAAGCAGGCGGAUCUCUUCGACAUCUCGGGUGCAACCGACAUUCACGGCACCAAGUUCGACGAUCCGAGCAACCCGGUUGCGCCGAACGGCAAGCUUGACAAGAGCGUCACCCCGGCUCAGUACGUAGGGUUCGUGUCCUUCAUUGACGAUGACCAGCUCGCGCGCUUCGGCCUCCAUAACGGCAAGCCCGCGGACCAGACGCUGAUCGAUGCCAAAUGGGAGUCCCUCGCGCUUGCUCCGUGCAACGAUCCAUCCUUCCCGGAUGACUACUUCCUCUUCACGGUGGCCGACAACGACUACAUCACCACCGACGGCAGCAUGUUGGGUCAGCCGUACGACGCCGGACUCGACAACGAUAACCAGUUCAUGGUUUUCCGCGUCACCCUCCCGGGCGCGACGGUCAACAUCGCGUGA